Notolabrus celidotus (New Zealand spotty) is the source of this 2341-nucleotide messenger RNA. It is a transcript of the gene efna2a, whose product is annotated as ephrin-A2a. Gene Ontology annotation, cellular component: plasma membrane. Bases 915 to 1544 code for a protein of 209 amino acids. The record is from RefSeq and is a predicted model, not a curated record. Gene Ontology annotation, biological process: ephrin receptor signaling pathway; axon guidance; osteoclast differentiation. Lineage: Eukaryota; Metazoa; Chordata; Actinopteri; Labriformes; Labridae. The transcript has 4 exons. Gene Ontology annotation, molecular function: ephrin receptor binding.
CUGCUCAGCGGCUCCCCCGGCUGCGCUGACACCAGCGUGACGCACGGAGAGCGAGGGCGCACCGCGGCUGGAGUCACAUUGGAUUAGAGCCAGAGACAGCAGAGAGAGCACCAAGUUGAGAUGCUGUGAGAGCUCGUGGUUAGGCUACAGUGUGAGUGAGGAGGAGGAGGAUGCUCCCGUCUCGCGCAUGUUUUUGUCUGAUAAGUUUGGACUGAAAUUACGCGGAAAGGAGCGCGCUCGUCUGUCUGGGAUGUAUUUCUCUGAACUGCGUUAAAAGAAAAGGUGAUGUGGAGCCGUUUUGGGGCUGUGGAGAGAUUUUGCGGUGCGAGAGGAGCGGAACAAAGCGUGCGCCAGGCUGAACACAAAUCUGGGUAAACAAAUAUGACGGCCGAUUUUACUGCUUUCUCGCGUCUGCUGAUGUGCAACGAAAUCACGAACAGAUUGACAAACCUCGGCUGAUUCUGGAUUGUAAUUUUUUUUAACAUUUUCUCCAUUUUUAAUUUCUUGAAGACAGAGGGGAUCUUAUCUCGGUGGCGCAUCUAUCUCCCUGCGCGUAAUGGGAGAAAAGUUUCGGACCCUUGCAGAGGAGUCGCACUUGCAGCAUUCCGCCGACGACUCGAUUUUGAAAUAACAUGUGAACCCCCCCUCUGACCCUGCAGCGACUGACGGGAGUUUGAAAGUAAAUUAGAGUUAUUCAGUAUGACUUGAAACAGCCUCGGGGUUAUCAGAGCUCGCAUUAAGCCAGUUAACGAUCCGUGAACCGCCGACCCGAUUUGUCCAAAGACGCGCAGACGGACAUUAAUGAUCUAGAGAGGAUUUCUUCAGCAGCAGCAGCAGCAGCAGCAGCAGCAACGAAGUGAAGAACUGAACACUCCAAGAGAGAGAGAGAGAUAGAGAGAGAGAUUCCCUCCUGGAUGUCUAUGAUGUUGUGCCAGCUCGGGCAGAGGUGUGUGAUGGAGGUGGUGCUGCUGACCAUCCUGUCCUGGGUGUCAGUGUGGGCGGAGGAGAAGAUCAUAUUUGACAGACACGCUGUCUACUGGAACAGCUCCAACCCCAAAUUCUGGCAUGGAGAGUACAGGGUGGCAGUGAACAUCAACGACUAUCUGGACAUCUACUGUCCUUACUACGAGGGUCCUCCAUCCCAUGGGCGCAUGGAGCGUUACAUCCUGUUCAUGGUCAACCACGAGGGCUACACUUCCUGCCAGCACAGGAUGCGUGGCUUCAAGCGCUGGGAGUGCAAUCGCCCCAGCGGUCCAGACGGACCCCUGCGCUUCUCAGAGAAGUUCCAGCUCUUCACCCCUUUCUCCCUGGGCUUCGAGUUCAGGCCUGGACACGAGUACUACUACAUCUCGUCUCCUCACCCAAACCAUGUGGGGCGAGCAUGUCUAAAGCUGAAGGUGUAUGUCAGACCUCCAGAUGGGUCGGGAUAUGAUUCUCCGGAGCCCUUCCUGACUGACGGAGGUCCAAGCUGGAGGCCAGGGGGGUCUGUGGCCCUGUUAGCCGCUCUGGCCUCGCUGCUCCUGGGCCUCUUCUCCUGGGUGUGACCCCUUCCUCUCCUCCUCCUCCUGGAGCUCCCACCCCGAGGUCGCUGGGCUGGGCUGGCUGUCCCUUUUUAAAUCCACCACCCCUCAGGGAAGCCCUCUGUCUCCGUCCUCCCCUUCUCCCACCUUCCACCUCCCUUAUACGACCACCAACCACCCCCACUGCCAGCCCCUUCCAUGGCCCGGCCACGGACACCCUUCCCCGGCCUGGCUGAGAGGAUAUGGGGUCUUGUUUUGGAAGCUGAUACCAGAUUUGUGGGUGGAACAGCACCUCUCAGCUGAGAAACACAAGGGAAAUGUCUCUGCACUCAUAUCAGGGGGUCCUUUUUUUGAUUUGACUAUUGACUCCUGGCCGCUGAUGGGGUAGAUGUAGCCGCAGCUAUGAUUAAACUUGUCGUUCCAGGGCAAAUUCCUAUCAUGCAAUCACGGCAGGAUGCAUUAAGCGACAGGCCUGGAUGCACAAAAAUUGGAUUUUUUCUCCUAUUGCUGUCCCAUUGUCAAACCAAGAAUUGGAGGUGGCCAAGCUUGCAUUGUAAUUGAAAUUUUAUAUUAUCUGGACCCUUUCCAAGUCUGCAAGGAGCAAAUGUGCGGAGAUGAAGAGGAGAGGAGUGACCUGAGCUGUGCAGAAGAGAAAGGGAAACCAAUGCGGGCACAGUUUUGAAUGGCCGUAGGGGAAAUGUAAUAUUAUAUGUGUUGAUAUUUUAGGACCAGUGUAGAUUCACAGAAAUGUGAGAUAAGAAUCACAGUUUUAUUUUUUAUGAGAAGGUCAGAUUUCACAUUCAAAUGACAAGUAUAAUCAU